CUGUCACGUUGGUCGAGCCUAACAACUGCAGAACAACCGUAGAAGAAGAGUAGUCCGGUCUCAGUCAACAAUUUGCAAAGAGGAAACAAGAAGCCAAGAGGAACGAGACUGUCUCCUUCUGAACAGUUCUAUUUAACCUUUGGGUGCUGAGCACUCGCGUCCUUCAGCAACAUGGGGGAACUCUUCAGAAGUGAGGAGAUGACGCUGGCUCAGCUCUUUCUCCAAUCAGAAGCUGCUUACUGUUGUGUCAGUGAGCUGGGAGAGAUCGGGAUGGUACAGUUUCGGGAUCUAAAUCCAGAUGUGAACGUGUUCCAGCGAAAGUUUGUCAACGAAGUCCGACGAUGUGAAGAAAUGGAUCGCAAAUUGAGAUUUGUGGAAAAGGAAAUAAAGAAGGCCAACCUCCCAAUGGUUGAUACCGGAGAGAAUCCUGAAGUCCCAUUUCCAAGAGACAUGAUCGACCUGGAGGCCACGUUUGAGAAGCUUGAGAAUGAGCUGAAGGAAAUAAACACCAACCAAGAGGCCCUGAAGAAGAACUUCCUGGAGCUGACUGAGCUCAAGCACAUCCUGCGUCGCACACAGCAGUUUUUUGAUGAGAUGGAGGAUCCCAGUUUACUGGAGGAAUCGUCCAACCUCAUCGACCCCAGUGAGGUAAACAGAGGGGCUCCUCUCAGACUGGGAUUUGUGGCUGGAGUAAUUGGCAGGGAACGUAUUCCCACAUUUGAGAGGAUGCUGUGGAGAGUUUGCAGAGGGAACGUUUUCCUGAGGCAGGCAGACAUUGAGGAUCCUCUGGAGGACCCGACAACGGGCGACCAAGUCCACAAGUCUGUCUUCAUCAUCUUCUUCCAGGGAGACCAGCUCAAGAACAGAGUCAAGAAGAUCUGUGAGGGGUUCAGAGCCACCCUGUACCCAUGUCCAGAAACCCCCCAGGAGAGGAAAGAAAUGCUGGCAGGGGUGAAUGCACGAAUUGAGGAUCUUCAAAUGGUCCUGAACCAGACAGAGGAUCACAGGCAGAGAGUCCUGCAGGCUGCGGCCAAGACAGUCAGAGUGUGGUUCAUCAAGGUGAGGAAGAUGAAGGCCAUCUACCACACCCUCAACCUCUGCAACAUCGACGUCACUCAGAAGUGUCUGAUCGCUGAGGUGUGGUGUCCUGUCUCUGAUCUGGACUCCAUCCAGUUCGCUCUGCGAAGGGGGACGGAGAAGAGCGGCUCUACCGUGCCUUCCAUCCUCAACAGGAUGCAGACAAAGCAAACCCCACCUACCUACAACAAGACAAACAAGUUCACUUCAGGCUUCCAAAACAUUGUGGAUGCCUAUGGAAUUGGCAACUACCGUGAGAUCAACCCAGCGCCAUACACCAUCAUCACCUUCCCCUUUCUAUUCGCUGUUAUGUUUGGGGACCUGGGCCAUGGGGUGCUCAUGACGUGUGCUGCCCUCUACCUUGUGUUGAGAGAGAGCCGGCUCAUGGCACAAAAGAACGAUAAUGAGAUGUUUAGCAUGGUGUUUGCGGGGCGCUACAUCAUUCUGCUGAUGGGAAUUUUUUCAAUUUACACGGGGAUCAUCUACAACGACUGCUUCUCCAAGUCCCUCAACGCAUUCGGGUCCGGGUGGAGUGUCAGGCCAAUGUUUGAUAGUCGAGUAGGAGGCAACUGGACGUUUGAUACACUUACUACUAGUAAAGUUCUGCAGUUGGACCCAGCGGUAGAUGGAGUGUUCAAAGGGCCGUACCCCAUUGGAAUCGAUCCGAUAUGGAACAUUGCCACCAACAAGCUCACGUUCCUGAACUCAUUCAAAAUGAAGAUGUCCGUCAUCCUGGGAGUCAUCCACAUGCUGUUUGGAGUCAGCCUCAGUCUCUUCAACCACCUGUAUUUCCAGAAGCCACUGAAUAUCUACUUAGGAUUCAUCCCCGAGAUCGUCUUCAUGGCCAGUCUGUUCGGCUACCUUGCCAUCCUCAUCUUCUAUAAGUGGUUGUCAUUUGAUGCAAAGUCAUCCAGGGAUGCUCCCAGUCUCCUCAUCGCCUUUAUAAACAUGUUCCUCUUCAACUACAGCGACCCCAUGAGCAAACCUCUGUACAGGGGACAGAUGGCGGUUCAAUCACUCUUGGUGGUAAUUGCCUUGGCCUGCGUUCCCUGUAUGUUAAUUGUGAAAACUCUCAUUAUGAGGAGGCAGCAUUUGUGGAGGAGAAACAUGGGUACACAAAACUUUGGAGGGAUCAGAGUUGGCAACGGGCCUACAGAGGAUGAGGCAGAAAUCAUCCAGCAUGACCAGUUGUCACAGCACUCAGAGGAGGAGCCUGAGCGUUGCCUUUUGUCACCUGCUCUCAAGGCCCGUGAGGAGGAAGAGUUUAACUUUGGAGAUGUGGCCGUGCAUCAGGCGAUCCACACCAUAGAGUACUGCUUGGGCUGUAUCUCCAACACUGCCUCCUAUCUGAGGCUAUGGGCCCUCAGUCUGGCUCAUGCACAGUUGUCAGAGGUGCUGUGGUCCAUGGUGAUGCACAUCGGCCUCUCCACCACCAGCAAACUUGGAGGCUUUAUCCUCGUGGCUGUAGUCUUUUACUUCUUUGCUGUUCUCACAGUUGCCAUUCUACUUAUAAUGGAAGGCCUGUCAGCCUUCUUGCAUGCACUGAGGCUUCACUGGGUGGAGUUCCAAAACAAGUUUUACACUGGCCAGGGCUUCAAGUUCCUCCCGUUCACCUUCGAAAGCAUCCUUGACGGGAGGUUUGAGGACUGAGAUCUGAGACGCUUCCUCGUCCUCCGUUUAUGUCACUCAUCUGUUUGUAAUCCGUGUGAUGUUGAAUAGUGAUUGUUCUCUGUGGUGCAGUUUUCAGCUUGUGGGGUGUUCUCACAUCUGCAUGAGUGACACUCCACAGGAAUAUAUCUGCCUGCCUGCUGUUAAAAAAAAACUUCUCAUCUCCUUGUAGGAUCAGUGUGCACAUCUAUAACAUCUCUGAAUUCACUUUCAUUCCUCAGAAAAUACCAUCAUGUUUUAUGUGAUCUGUCUCUUGUUUUAGUGAAGCUAUAUUGUUUUACCUGUUGUAUUUAGUUUAAUAUUAUUUAUGCAUUUUUUUCUCCUUUGUGAAACCUGCAAAUUUCCAUGUGGCAGUGUUGCACUAAUGAAUUAAUGAGGUCAGUUAGUCGCAAAUGUGUGAUGAGAAAAGGGACAGACGCGUUUACUGCUUGUUAUCUUUGUAUGAGUAUGGUCCUAAAGAAAAAUCUUGUGCACCAAACAUCUCAUCUGACUGAUUUCCAACACACUCCCACUUUGCACCUGCAGAUGACUCUCUCCCACUGCAUACUGCCCCCCACAGAAAGAGCUGUGAAGGUCCAAAGGGAAUACAACUUAGAUUGAUCAGUCAAUGCUUUGAUGCACUGACUGUUUAAUUAAAUACCCUUUGUGUUUAGUGAUCAAUGUUCUGAAACAAUCCAACACUAAAAUAAUUCAACACCAUUCGUCUAGCUGGUUUUGUUCUUUAAGCUGAUUUCAGUUGUUCAGAAUAAAUUCUUCACGAUUUGCCUACCACCUGCAUUCCUUGUACAUCUCACAAUAAAUUGGAAAGAGCUGGAUUAAAAUGUG
This is a messenger RNA of Notolabrus celidotus (New Zealand spotty), 3570 nucleotides long. It is a transcript of the gene atp6v0a1a, whose product is annotated as ATPase H+ transporting V0 subunit a1a. The coding region runs from base 172 to 2727 and encodes 851 amino acids. Gene Ontology annotation, biological process: vacuolar acidification; proton transmembrane transport. The record is from RefSeq and is a predicted model, not a curated record. Gene Ontology annotation, cellular component: vacuolar proton-transporting V-type ATPase, V0 domain; vacuolar proton-transporting V-type ATPase complex; plasma membrane. Gene Ontology annotation, molecular function: ATPase binding; proton-transporting ATPase activity, rotational mechanism. Lineage: Eukaryota; Metazoa; Chordata; Actinopteri; Labriformes; Labridae. The transcript is spliced from 22 exons.